Messenger RNA from Artibeus jamaicensis (Jamaican fruit-eating bat), 414 nucleotides. RefSeq names its product 60S ribosomal protein L29-like. Gene Ontology annotation, molecular function: structural constituent of ribosome. The record is from RefSeq and is a predicted model, not a curated record. The transcript has a single exon. Gene Ontology annotation, cellular component: cytosolic large ribosomal subunit; ribosome. Lineage: Eukaryota; Metazoa; Chordata; Mammalia; Chiroptera; Phyllostomidae. The coding region runs from base 1 to 414 and encodes 137 amino acids. Gene Ontology annotation, biological process: cytoplasmic translation.
AUGGCCAAGUGCAAGAACCAUACCACACACAACCAGUCCCAAAAAUGGCACAGAAAUGGCAUCAAAAGACCCCACUCACAAAGAUAUGAAUCUCUCAAGGGGGUAGACCCCAAGUUCCUGAGGAACAUGUGCUUUUCCAAGAAGCACAACAAGAAGGGCCUGAAGAAGAUGCAGGCCAACAAUGUCAAGGCCAUGAGCACACGUGCUGAGGCUAUCAAGGCUCUGAUCAAGCCCAAGGAGGUCAAUCUCAAGAUCCCAAAGGGCAGCAGUCAUAAGCUCAGUGGACUUACUUGCAUUGCUCACCUGAAGCUCAGGAAACAUGCUUGUACCCGCAUCACCAAGGGUCUCUGGCUCUGCUGGCCAAAGGCCAAGGCCCAAACCAAGCCCCAGGCUGCAGAUGCAUCUGUAGCUUAG